AUGGAAAAAAUAACAAAAUCUCCUUUAAGUUUUUUAUAAAGUUUUGGGGAUACUUAGCCAUUAAUAGAAGAAGAAGAUAUGAUUCCAACUAAAUUAAAGAAUAUUAGAUUUAAUCAUAAGUAUCCUUUUGGAUGUGUCCCUUCUUUUGAAAAAAAAUAAUAAAAUACCAAAAAAAAAUGUGACUAUGUAAUUCUAACGGAUUAGCUCCAUGAAUGGAAUAAUUUUCUACAUUAAAAGUUUCAAAAAAGCUAGUAGAGUUGA
Paramecium pentaurelia is the source of this 261-nucleotide messenger RNA. The record is from the annotation of a GenBank genome assembly. NCBI's taxonomy places the organism in Eukaryota, Ciliophora, Oligohymenophorea, Peniculida, Parameciidae.